Molecule: messenger RNA, 1058 nt
Organism: Cephus cinctus (wheat stem sawfly)
Lineage: Eukaryota; Metazoa; Arthropoda; Insecta; Hymenoptera; Cephidae
Product: aminopeptidase N
Exons: 5
Biological process (GO): proteolysis; peptide catabolic process
Cellular component (GO): cytoplasm
Molecular function (GO): zinc ion binding; metalloaminopeptidase activity; peptide binding
Source: RefSeq, a predicted model, not a curated record
GUAGUUCGUAUUUCACAGGGAAGAUCCUUUAUUGCUGAUUCUUCCAAAACCACUCGUCCCUUGAAUCAGGAUGUAUCAACUUAUGAAGAAAUUAAUGCACUUUACGAUUCAAUUACGUAUGGCAAAGCGGCUUCUGUGAUUCACAUGAUGUCCAAUUUCCUGACUCCCCAAGUCUUUCACGAUGGACUCAUCAGAUACUUAAAGAAUAAUGCCUAUAAGGCGGUCACGCCCGAUGACCUUUGGAGAGCCUUACAAGAGGUAUCUGACGAAUAUGAAAUUCUGCCCCCUGAGAUUUGCCUUAAAAAGGUGAUGGACACGUGGGUCGAGCAGCCUGGAUUUCCACUGAUCACUGUCACCAGGGAUUAUUCAACCGGAACAGCUGAUAUCAGUCAGGAACGAUAUUUUCAAUCCGGUGCUAGUGAUGACGGUACCAGAUGGUGGGUUCCUAUCAGUUACACAACUCAGUCUGAUCUAGAUUUUUCAUCAACGUCACCUCGCGAGUGGAUCCCUCAAGGAGAAGAUAAUAUAGUCCUAAGCGGAUUUGAGUCAACUGAUUGGACCAUUUUCAACAUACAACAAUCAGGUUUCUACCGGGUCAACUAUGAUGAAACAAAUUGGAAAUUAAUAGCUAAUUAUUUGGACAGUGACGAUUAUGUAAACAUUCAUCCCGUCAAUCGUGCACAACUCAUGGAUGAUUCUUAUAACUUAGCUAUUGCCAAUCGUAUCAACUAUUCAACAUUUUUGGAUAUUUCGACUUAUAUUCGUCGUGAUGUCGAUUAUAUUCCCUGGUAUUCGCUGUUGGGCGCUGUUGAUGAUUUGUAUGCAAAACUAGCAAACACCAGAAGUUUCUCGUUAUUCAAGAGAUUUUUCGUGGAAAGUUUUGAAAAAUCUGUUGUUACUCUCGGAUAUGACCAGCACAAUGACGAUGAACAUCUUACAAAGCUUCACAGAUCAAAUAUGUUAAGGUAUGCCUGCUCUCAAGGCAGUAAAGAAUGCAGAUCCAAUGCAACUGCAAGGCUGGUUGCAUAUUUGGACGAUCCAAUUGCAAACCCGUAAGU